GUGCGCGCUGGCAUUUGACGUGCGGCCGUCGUCCGUCAGAGCUAGUCGACGGUUGCAAAUGGCGACAGCCACGAAGUCUCUGGCACGGGCUCGCGAAUAGUUCCACGCCUACCGUGCGCCCCGCGACCGAGCCGUGCGUGCAACGCAACCUCAGGUCAGAUCGGUAGCUUUAAACAAAACGAGGCAAAAUGCCAGCCGUCAGAGGAGAUGGCAUGCGUGGAUUGGCGGUGUUCAUAUCGGAUAUCAGGAACUGUAAAAGUAAAGAGGCCGAAAUCAAGAGAAUUAAUAAGGAAUUAGCGAAUAUUCGCAGUAAAUUUAAAGGAGACAAAACACUUGAUGGAUACCAGAAGAAGAAAUAUGUGUGUAAGCUGCUGUUUAUUUUUCUCCUUGGCCACGACAUCGAUUUCGGGCAUAUGGAGGCCGUCAAUUUGUUGUCGUCGAAUAAGUAUUCGGAAAAACAAAUUGGUUACCUUUUCAUAUCGGUCUUGGUGAAUACAAACAGUGACUUGAUCAAGUUGAUCAUACAAAGCAUAAAGAAUGAUCUCGCUUCGCGCAAUCCAAUUCACGUAAACUUGGCAUUGCAGUGCAUUGCUAAUAUCGGUAGUAAGGAGAUGGCAGAGGCUUUCGGCAAUGAAAUCCCGAAACUACUUGUUUCAGGAGAUACUAUGGACGUUGUAAAGCAAAGCGCCGCGCUAUGCCUGUUGCGGCUACUGCGAACUGCCCCUGACGUUGUACCCGGAGGCGAGUGGACGUCUCGCAUAGUCCAUUUGUUAAACGACCAACAUUUGGGUGUCGUCACGGCCGCGGCGUCGCUCAUAGAUGCUCUUGUAAAGAGAAAUCCUGAGGAAUACAAAGGCUGCGUCAGUCUCGCAGUUUCAAGAUUAAGUAGAAUUGUCACAUCGAGUUAUACAGAUCUGCAGGAUUACACGUAUUACUUUGUACCAGCUCCGUGGUUAUCCGUUAAGUUGCUGCGUUUACUGCAGAACUAUACGCCUCCAGCCGAAGAUCCGGGUGUAAGGGGCAGAUUAAACGAGUGUCUAGAAACAAUACUAAACAAAGCUCAAGAACCACCAAAGUCAAAGAAAGUGCAGCAUUCAAACGCGAAGAACGCUGUGCUUUUCGAAGCCAUUAGUUUAAUUAUCCACAACGAUAGCGAGCCAAAUCUCUUAGUACGUGCAUGCAACCAACUCGGUCAGUUCUUGUCGAAUCGCGAGACCAACUUGCGAUAUUUGGCGCUCGAGUCAAUGUGCCAUUUGGCCACUUCGGAAUUCUCGCACGAAGCCGUGAAGAAACAUCAAGAAGUGGUCAUAUUGUCAAUGAAGAUGGAGAAGGAUGUCUCAGUGCGACAGCAAGCAGUGGACCUAUUGUACGCCAUGUGUGAUAAGAGUAAUGCUGAGGAAAUAGUUCAGGAAAUGUUAAACUACUUGGAAACUGCUGACUACUCGAUCAGAGAAGAGAUGGUCCUCAAGGUCGCGAUUCUAGCCGAGAAAUACGCGACUGAUUACACCUGGUAUGUUGAUGUCAUCCUAAAUCUAAUUAGGAUAGCAGGUGAUUAUGUAUCCGAGGAAGUCUGGUAUCGAGUUAUCCAAAUCGUUAUCAAUCGAGACGACGUUCAAGGUUACGCCGCCAAAACCGUUUUUGAGGCGCUGCAAGCACCCGCUUGUCAUGAAAAUAUGGUUAAAGUCGGUGGUUACAUCCUUGGAGAAUUCGGUAAUCUCAUUGCCGGCGAUCAACGGUCUUCUCCAGCUGUUCAAUUUCAACUCUUACAUUCCAAAUAUCACCUCUGCUCUCCUAUGACUCGGGCAUUGUUGCUUUCGACGUACAUCAAGUUUGUGAAUCUGUUCCCUGAAAUUCGAAGUCAAAUACAAGAUGUCUUCAGGCAGCACAGUAAUCUACGUAGCGCGGACGCCGAAUUACAACAGAGAGCGUCAGAAUACUUACAACUAAGUAUCAUCGCCUCGACCGAUGUUCUGGCUACCGUGUUGGAGGAGAUGCCAGCGUUCCCUGAGAGGGAGUCCUCUAUCCUUGCAGUCUUGAAGAAGAAGAAGCCGGGUCGAGUGCCAGAGAAUGAAAUUAGGGAGAGCAAGAGUCCAGCGCCAAAUACCAAUCAUCACGCUGAAGCUCCCGCUGCUACAGCAACCGUGACUGUUAAUAAUACCUCUGCUGAUCUGCUAGGAUUGUCAACUCCACCCUCCUCUCAACCGACUAGCAACACAGGCGUAUUGCUUGAUGUUUUGGGAGAUAUUUACAAUAUGGCAAACAAAGUCGGUACUACUAACGGCGCCCAAAACACAUAUAAUCCUAAAAAGUUUGUUUGUAAGAACAAUGGUGUUCUGUUUGAGAAUGAUUUGAUACAAAUCGGUGUGAAAUCUGAGUUUAGACAAAAUCUCGGACGCGUCGGUCUUUUUUACGGGAACAAAACGCAGUUCGCAUUACACAGUUUUCAACCGCAACUCUCUUGGACGGAAGAGAAUCAGGCUAAGUUAGCUGUACAAGUGAAGCCGAUCGAUUCCGUAUUGGAAGCUGGCGCACAGAUCCAGCAGAUGAUCAACGCGGAAUGUAUUGACGAUUACAGCGAUGCGCCGAGUAUGCUUAUCUCUUUCAUGUACAAUAAUGUGCCACAAAAAAUCACUAUGAAGUUACCAUUAACAAUUAAUAAGUUCUUCGAGCCGACGGAAAUGAACGGGGAAUCGUUCUUCGCAAGAUGGAAAAAUCUUGGCGGAGCGAAUCAACAACGCUCGCAAAAGAUCUUCAAGGCGCAACAACCGAUGGAUCUAACGCAAGUACGUACGAAAUUGCAAGGUUUCGGGAUGCAAUUACUCGACGGCAUUGACCCGAAUCCCGAUAACUUCGUUUGCGCCGGAAUUGUUCAUAUGAGGGCGCAACAAGUAGGUUGCCUGUUGCGCCUAGAACCUAAUAAACAAGCGCAGAUGUUCCGCUUAACGGUGCGCUCAAGUAAAGAAUCUAUGUCGGUAGAGAUCUGUGACCUGCUGGUGGAUCAAUUUUAAGCGGCCUAGCAGGCGUGAAUGUUGACAAGAAAUAAAUAUCACGUCGUGAGGGGAUACAUUGUUACUAUGGGAGGGUGUCAUCUCGCGUCGAUCGAAAAGAUACUGAAGAUUAUUUGUUAAGAGAUAUUCGCGCGUUGUACCCAAGCUUACACUCACGACGCUCUUAUGAGAACUAUAUCCUCGUAUAGGUAGUUCCGUGUCACCGUGUAUCAGUUCUGUCGAGGAAGGCAUAAAGGUUUGAAAAUCAGGAUCACCGAAGUCGGUCACGUGCGGAAAGAACGAAGGACAUAAAGUGGCUAUGAUAGACAGUAUUAUUGCAUAAUCGGGGAUAGUAAAGGGGCGGAUUUACUUCAACGGAUCCGCGCAUCUUAUAUUGCAUGUUUACGUGAAUAAGUGUGACGCGGGGAAAGAAAAGGAGAGAGAGAAGAAACUAGAUACCUUAGCUGAGCAUGUACGUACAUUAUAGAACCACUCGAGCCGCAUUACAGAAACAAAGCAUAUAUUUUUAUUGGGUUUUACACGAGUUUCCUUCUUUAUUAUUACGAUCGAUACAAUUCGUAAUAUCGGUAAGAUACUGUCAGGUCGUCGAGGGUGAGACAUCUCUUUGUACGUGAACGCCUCAUUGUGAACAUCUUCUCAUAGCCUAUGUUGUGAUUUUCGUUCAGUUUCGCUAGUUGUAUUAGCAUUGAUACUUCGCCAUAAGAUUGCCGCGUGAACGAGAGUAGAUUUGGGCACAAUGACAAUAGUUGUAUGAUAUUAGCUGUUUAUCAUAAAUAUCUUUAUACAUCCUGAGCUCGAAGUUCUAUCCCAACACUUUCAUGUUUUUCACAUUUCAAAACUAACAAAAGAAAUUAUUGAUAAACAUCGAUCCUAAAAUUAUCAUUUUCUAAAAUCAGCACUACAUGUUUACAUUUACGUGUUUAAGGUAUUACUUCAUAGCGAAUGUUUGAAAUGAUAAGAUAUACACAUUGACGUGUCGCGCGUAUCAGUGAUUGUACGAUCAAAUAUUCCAGACUAUUUUUUUUAUGACAUUGUAUUUUGUAUACGUUACUGUAAUUUUUUGUUGUUGAAUUCUGUGUCGAAAUGUGGAAAAAAAGUAUACUCUGAAAUUGAUUAAUGUUAUAAUCGUAAUCAUUAUAAUAUAAUUUAUUGAUAAUAUUUAUUAUUUAUAUAGUUCACAUGCUAUAAAUAAAUAUAACUGUAUUUUAAAAAGCGAUGACUGUAAGAGGUAUGUUUAAUGAAACUUUUGUUAGUUUUGAAGUGUAGGAUACGUUUGUAAAUUUUGUGAUAGGACUUUGAACCCACUCUGUAUAUUUAAUGGAGCUGCAAAUUAAUUAUUGUAUAAUUAGUAGUUUAUAUUUAAUUGCUCCCUGUCACGAACUUGAGUUUAAGAACAAUUUUCUAGAUUUCUAUAUCGUCGAUGUUAAUGUAUGAGUCCAUGGCUGAUCAUUCCCACAUUUAUGAAACAAAAUUCCACGUAGAGUACGUUGUAUACUCUCGAUACAUCGUUGAUUGAAGUCUAAAUGUUUACGAGUUAACGGUUUGUAACAGUAGAGAUGCGUUUUAUCGUCUCCAGAAUCUUACGUAAGAUGUAUAUUUCAGUAGAGUAUCCUGUACAGGCAACAUCGCGAUGAAAUCAAUACGUUAAAACUUCGCGGAAUGUGUUUUAUAAUAUUAACGAUGGAAAGAGCAGCUCUAAGUAUGAUUUAAAUGUCGCUUUACAACGAUCGGCGAUGCGUCACCGAUUUUGUGAGGCUUCACGUAUAAUUGUACAUAUGAAAUUUGAAUUAAUUACAAAUGGCUAUAAACAUUCACGAUACACGCAGAUUGCACUACUCGUAGUCAUUACAAGCUCAAAUUGUUUUCUUACUCAUCACUUAUGCUUUAUUAUUCAGGGAACUAAGAUGUAUAUUUUUCAUAUUCGCGUAUAAUGUAAAUCUAUGUCUAAUGACCCUAUUAUAUUCCUCCUUCCCUUAGAUUAUGUAUAUUAGUCGUAUUUUAAUUAGUAUGGGUCGAGAGAACACGGCGAUAUCAGUUUUUUACUUCUCGAUUUACUGUGCAUAUUAAGAUUUUGUUAUUACUUUUCUUCCUCCUCCUCUUUUUUAAGAUUCUACUCUAUUUUAUGAUACAAGACGAGAUGCCAAUCAUUUGGAUAUUUUAUCGUUAGAUAUAAAAUUGUAAUCGUUGAAUCAUAAGCAAUGUAAAGGAAA
Odontomachus brunneus is the source of this 5218-nucleotide messenger RNA. RefSeq names its product AP-2 complex subunit alpha (gene AP-2alpha). Gene Ontology annotation, cellular component: membrane coat; AP-2 adaptor complex. The transcript has 14 exons. Lineage: Eukaryota; Metazoa; Arthropoda; Insecta; Hymenoptera; Formicidae. The coding region runs from base 189 to 3008 and encodes 939 amino acids. Gene Ontology annotation, molecular function: clathrin-cargo adaptor activity. The record is from RefSeq and is a predicted model, not a curated record. Gene Ontology annotation, biological process: intracellular protein transport; clathrin-dependent endocytosis.